GCUUUUUUACCGUGGUUAAAGCUGUCUGUCCCAAGGCCCAAGGAUGAGUUAGAGAUCUCGAGCUGCUGCUAAGAGAUUAUAUCUCUACAGCUGCCCUUUUUGCAGUGCUUUUUCGACUGGAUACUGGGUUGCCAAUCAAGAUGCCCGGAACUCACUCUGCGCGACUUUUACGAUUUGCGGGGCUCUGAGGACGGAAGUUGAUCCUCCAAACUAUCAUGAUUGAGCCAAGGUCUGAUAUCAUUUGCGGGGGAAAUAAUUGAACAGCUCUCUCCUUGUGGUGUGUGUGUGUGUGUGUGUGUGUGUACAUGCUUGCCAUACAUCUUCAGCCGUUUACUUUUAAUUCCUUUCCUCGACAGCUAUAUCCGGCUUGCUAAGUAGCCAGGAUAAACGCCUAGAUACUCGGCAAGACAAAAUCCCUCCCACCCCAAGCCGAAAUGACUGCUUGCCCGUCCCACCGCCUGCUUGCAUACUAUGUUAUUGCAUAGAAUAUUUAAUAUUAUUAACUAUAGGUUGUUGCGUCUAGACACAUGAAUGAUGGAGGGGCUAGCGAAGGAGGGUCCGCUUGUUCCAUCCGUUUUGCUUCUCCAUCGCCCGCCAGUGCGGAGACAUGCACAUGGUUUUAAAAGAAAGCCUACGGGAGAACGGUUGUCCGCCCAAUAGCAGAGCAAUACGGAUUACGGAGUAGACGCAGAGAAACUCAAUUAUAGGGGGAUGUUAUCGCCUUGUUUCGAACUUGCGAUGGAUGGCUCUUUGAGAGAGAUGGGUGAAGGGCUGGGUUGAAUUCAAAUCAUGCCUGUUUUUAACUCUUUUUCUCCGCAUUUCUUCGCAAUCCAUCCAUCCCCCGAGCCGUUCCCGCUUGACUCGACUUUUGUGCUUGCUUUUCGUGUGUAAGUUGCCAAGAGGCUCUUCAUUUUGUUGCUGUUUGUUUGGUUUUUGGUGGCUCCCUUCCCUCCUCUCUCUCCGUAACUUGAGAGAACAAGACGCGAGGAAAGUCAGCGUGUAAAUAAUUUAUUAUUAUUCAACAACGCUGACAUCCAGUCAAUCCUUGCGACCGUUGAGACGAACCCUGAGCCUUCUGGUCUGGAUGCUGGAAAGUAUAGGUACAAGGUACAGGCACAGGUAGGGAGGCACUGAUAUACCUGUACUGACCUAAAAGGGCUCACAGCCAGAGACUCCACCGUCUCUCAAGAGCAAUCUUCUAACGUAAGGUGCUUAGUCAAACUGGGAUAGUUAUAUAUAUAUAUAUAUUCUCCUUUGCCUGUUAAGUGAAGUGUGCAUGGGUGUUGAUGAUAGACGGAAGAGCGGGAGAAAACAGGGAGCGAGCCCCUUCUGGCGGCCCAACUCCCUGCUAGCCUGACAGGAACUAAGCAAGAAUAGCUCCUCUGAAAGGGUCUGUGGACUGUAUUUCCGGCGAUAUCGAUUCCUUCAGAAACAGUUGGACCGUUUAUCUAGACGAUAUGUAGUUAUUCUCCCAACAACAAUGUCCCACUAGAAGUAGAAUCCCGUAGCUAGUUUGGCCAUGACAGCUCGCUCAAACGCGAACAGCUGCCUAAACCGUCUCUAACUCAAACUCUCUUCUCCAGCAACUCAACUCAACCUAAUAUUCUUUUGUUUUAGCCUUCGAGGGCCUUCUUUUCUGAGUUCUCCUAUCAAACACAAACUGCUUUCCAGAUCACUGCUACGGCGUUGCUUUAGCCACUUUCUGCGCCGGUUUCCAGGCCCUUUUAGCCCGCCCCCAUCCACCCUCCAGGCUCCAUCCAGUCUCCGUCCAGUCCCAUCGCCAGCUUUCUCCUUUCUCCGCACACUACAAUCCGUACAGACGAGGUAAAUAAAGGAUAGCUUGCUUUUAUUUCUACCAGACUUCCACCAAACAAAACCAACUGUCAUCUUGACUGGUCACGGACUUACGGUGGACUCUAUCCAAAACUUUCCCAAGGUUCGCUUUGCCUUGAACCCUCCCUCUCUUUGCCCCAGAGUCCCGCCACCGGGCACUUCUUCCUCCCCCCCCAAAUGCUCCCGACUCCCCUCCUCCAUCGUCAUCAAUUGUUUUGCGACCGAUAUAUCGCCCCAGCGCUGCUAGCAUUCGAUCUCGAGGAUGCAUCUCGCCUAAUGUCCGUUUAAUGGCUUGUUGGCGGCAGAUUAUACUCCUGAUACCAUAGACCUACUGUACAUCCUCCAUAUCAACACAUCCAUCCCACUGGACUUCCCGCAAGCCCACAUCGCAAUCCGUUGAUCUCCCCACCAGAAGCGGAAGCGGAAGCUUUGCUCCUCCCUCCUUGUUAUCCGACCGCUCACGACCUCCGCCUACAACACAACCUGCGCAUAGACGCAGACAUACUCAGGAACUACAAACGAAAGGAUUACGCCAAAGAGUUCACAUUGGCUGUGUUCAAGGACGCCAAAAAAAGAAGAAUAAAAAAAAAAACGGACGAAUUAAAAUACAAAAUAUAACCCUGUCACCAGUAGGAAGAACGUUGGUUUUCCAUCUCUCUCUGCGCUCAUCCUAGGCGUAAUCUCUUCCCAGUAUCGCCACUCGAACCUCGUCUGGCCACAAAUCCAGCAUAUUUACCUCCCGACGCCCUGAAGCCUGGCCGCUUCAACUUGGUUUUGACAUAUUUGUUUGGUGAGGGAAUUGAUUGAUUGAUUGAUUGCUGCAUACCUCUUCGCCGUUUUAUUUUAGUCUCUUUUUCCUUGUCCUUCCCUUAACUUUUUUUCAAUUUUUUUUUUCACUCUCUUCUCCUCCCGUGCAGUCGCCCACAAUAAUAAACGGAGCCAGAGUCAAAAAAAAAUACCCUAGAGUAAUUCAUAUAGAUUAUUGUUACGCGACUGCAUCCAAGAACCAGCCCCUCCUGCGAUACCUCUCCUUUCCUUUUUCCGCUCUCUUUCGACUGUCGCAUAGCUGAGGACUACUUUGUUUAACGAGCUCUCAUUCCCUGUGUGUUUGAUCUAUCUACUGGCCACCAGCCAUUCACCUCAUUUGUUCUCUGCGAUAACAACACUACGCGAUAAAUCAGGCGACGCUGGGCGGAUGUGCCUGCCUCUGCGCAUCUAAGGUUCUUGAUUGCGUGAUCAACGCAUUAUCACUUCAGAGUCUGCUCAGCAGCGAAAGAGCUGAGACUACAGGCUACUUAUUAGUUGACAAGUUCUGUAUAGAACAUAGGUUUGCUUCAACCGCCAGUCGAGGUCUCCAGAGAAUAACGUUCUUCCCCAUAUUCUCCGCCUGAACUUCUGCCUUGAUUCUCUGAAGUCAUCGCAACCAUGGCUUCGUCAAGCAGGAGCACGUCUAGCAAAAGUACGACCCCUGCAGCAAAAAGCCCGCAUCCCACAUACCCACCUCCUGGCAAUAACGCUUCAAUCCUGCUUGAGAAAACUCGUCCUGGCGUUCGAAGAUCAACUCCGGAUUCCGAGGCUUUGGCUUCUUCGGAGGAUGAAGAGCACCAUCAUGGCCAAACCCCAGCUGCUCCCGUAGUUAAGCCCACGCGGCGCACAUCAUGGCUCAACGACCCGAACCCGCUAGCUCGGAAAGCCUCUUUACCAACAAGCUCCUCUUUUUCAUCGGCACCUUCUAACUCUACAACCUCCGCUGCCGACCAAACCACAUGGGGAGGUGCCACUAGUCCCGGGCUUAAUGCCCCACUUAACUGGGGAUCAGCUGGGACUGGGUCCUUCGCGUGGUCGUCGAUCUGGAACCAAGAGGCCCGCAAAGACCCUCCGUCGAGAUUGACAGAAGUUCUUCAGUCACCCACUUCUAGUAUUAUGCCAUCUGCAUCAACUGCCAAUAGUGGUGAUGAUAUUCUUAGCCCACUAGCAAGAACAAUAUCUGGGGACUCCAACAUUCCAUUUUCGAUCCCUCUUCAGCCUACCCUGAAGACAUAUCGCUCCCAGUCAUAUUCUGUUGGCCAGCUAGAUACGGACCAGCAAGAGGCUUUGUCCCCUAAUAACGGCGCCGCCGGUGCCCCAGCAACACGCAGAGGGACUGCUGCGCCAUUAUCUUCAAUCCAGCGCCGCUCUUCUAGACCAAGUAUGCUUGGAGACCUAGGCCAUGACACGGCUACCCUUGGCCGUGUUCGUGAAGACGAAGGCGAUGACAACGCCGAGGGCGCUGACGGUGGAUAUAACUGGUCUUCUAUGAACCAAGCGCGUCGGAUUGAGCAACUUUCAUUGGAAAACGCCCUUUUGCGUCAAGCUGCAUCCGGACAACUUGACAAUUCUCGCUUCCGCGAUCGUGCGAUGUCUUCUACCUCUGCAACAAGUGGGUUCUCUAUCGCUCAGAGCCACAACCCGCACCGGCUCCCUGGAAGUGUUCCAGAGGAGGGCGAUUUGGCAGUCGAAGAUCUGGAUGAACUGGGAGGGAUUGCUCCUGGUUAUAACAAUGCAAGGAGCAAUGGUUGGAGAAGGCUCAGUGAACAUUCAACUAACCUUGAAAAGCAAUUCCCGGCCUUUAGUUCCUUGGAGAAUCGUACUCUUGAGAACGUUAAAAAGGCCCACUGGCAAACUUCCCUUGGCUUUGGUAGCGCACCGGAAGGACCUCAGAGUCGUCGCCAUUCUUUCGCUGAUAUCCCCAUGAGACACCGGUCUACUGGCUCCCCUGCUGAUUCCCACCCACCCGCUAUUGGCUCAGCUGCUUCGAUGGGUAACCGAGACGAUAAUUUUGCCAAUUUUGCCAAUGGAGUUAGUGUUUCUCCUGCGGAUAGUAGCCCUUCCUACUUCACUGGACACGAUAAGCCUGUCCGUGUCUCCGAUAAUAUCCCUGCCUCUGGGAUCUCUACGUCGCUCCACCAAGCAUAUGUUAUGCCCAACGCAUUUGGUCGUCAACACUCGAAUUUGGGCCACGCCCACCAGAACCAACAGCUUUUCAUUGUCACAUUCAAGUGUGGCAGGGCUGACGUUUUCUAUAUCCAGGAGGAUACUGGACUGCAGGUUAAAACUGGCGAUCUUGUAAUUGUUGAAGCAGAUCGGGGCACUGACCUUGGCACGGUUGCUCAUGCAAACGUCACCUGGGCGAGAGCUCGCGAACUGAAAGAACACUAUGCAGAGGAGCAUUACAAGUGGCUUAUGAUAUUCUCCCGCCAGAGCCAGUCUGGUCUUCCGAAUGCCGUGAAUCCAAACAGUACCUCUUCCAACUUGAAUGGAGCCCCUGGCAGUGCCGUGGGUGGUAUGGGACCACAGACCCAGCACGGAAUGCAAGAGUCUCAAGGCGGAGAUAUUAAGCCGAAGCUGAUCAAGCGGCUUGCUCAAAGCCACGAAAUCCAGACCCUCCGCGACAAGGAAGGGAGCGAAGCUAAAGCUAAGCGUGUUUGCCAGCAGAAAGUAGCCGAGCAUCGGCUAAAUAUGGAAAUCCUCGACGCUGAAUUCCAAAUGGACUGGAAGAAGCUCACCUUCUAUUAUUUCGCUGACACUUACAUCAAUUUCAACUCUCUUGUCACGGAUCUAUUUAAGAUCUACAAGACUAGAAUCUGGAUGUCAGCUAUUAACCCAGCAUCGUUUGUUACGCCUACAGCUGGACUUCAGCCCCCUAGUAGUCUAGGGUUCACUCAAGAAGGCCAUCCAGAUCGACGUCGACCCCAUGACUUCAAGCCUUUUGUCCCCAGUGCUGGUCAGGGAGUAGUGGCUUCCGCGGGAGGGUUUUCAGACGCAGCUGCCAGAGAUAUCACAGGAAGCUUCCGAAGCCAGUAUAUGGACCCUUACCAGGCAUUUGCCAGCGGCAGACAGCAUGAUCCGGGAAUGUCUGGAUUUUCACAGGGCGUGCAGCCCCAGACAGAUCCAUUUGCUUCUUUCCAGCCAUCUAGCUACGGGACGGGGGAGCCGAAUUUAUCUGACCUUCAUAACGCAGCUGGGUUGGGCCCUGCAGGCCGCCAAGCACAUCCCACCCACGGCGAAUGGGCAAACCGCUUCCAAGGUCUUUCACUCGGUUCUUGAAUAUAGUUUUUUUUGCAUACUCGGACGCUUUGUUUCUAUAUGGCAUCUUAUAUUGCAUUCGCUUUCUCUGGAAAAGGUCUCAUCCGGAUCACGGUAUCAUUCUCCAUUAAACUACAAUCCAAUCCAAUCCAAUACCCCCCAAUCGUUUCAGUCGCCAAAUCGAUUUUUAUUCUCAUUUUUCCGCUCCCGACUGGCUUGUUCUGAUUUUUAAAGCCGGAGUUAUCCGUUUUGCGUUUUGAACUCCGUACUAGAUUUUUCAUACGCCAAACCGAGAUAUCUAGGAUGAUGAUGAUUUCCUUUUUUUAUUCCCGCUUGCAGCGAAUCACUCCCAUCCCUCCCCACACAAACAUUUCUCAGGAAAGUUUGUUUCUUAAAUAGACUAACUACCCCCCGAACUCACGAAUGAUGCCUCAUCCCAUUUUGUGAUGAUUGUUGCUCCGAGAAUCGUCAUAUUUUCUUUUGCGCCGGGAGUUCCACCGCACUUCUUUGGUUUUAUGAACGAGUUGGUCAUGCUUGAUUUGACUUUGGCAAUUGUCUUUGUAGUGCUUUCUCUCUUUUUUUCAAAUUGUGAUUUUGUUUUUUUGCUUUCCUUUUUCUUUUUUGCUUCAUUUUUGUUUAUAAUUUGUCCCGUUUCUUGUUCCCACUUUCUUAGCGUUAUAAGGAAGGGCCAUAUACAGAUUUUCACGAGAGUUUACGACGAGCGGGUAAGAAGGAAGGAUGUUUAUCAGGAUACCAAAAUCGCUACUUCAAACCACCCGAAGAUUACCUACCCUCCUCCUUUGCCCCUAGUUCUCUGAACUUUUCUCAACUCGUUACCCAGCUUUGGUCUUGUUUAUAUUUUCUUUCAUUUCUAUCUACAAUUCUUUCUCUUUUCUACUUAUAGUACUUUUUUUUUUCACGCUUUCUCUCUUUUUUUACUUCCCCCUUUAUUAACGUUGAGAGACUAAAAAAGAUUUCAAAUUUUCCUUCACCCCCACCCCUUCUUUUUAUCGGAUGGGCUACAUCGAGAAAAAUACACAAGAGGAUCGGUGCGCGAGAAACGAAAGAUUAUAAGAGUGGAUAUUGGAGAAUAUUGGUACUAAUUGGGAAUUUGGGAAAUUAGUUUAUGCUGGACAGGGAGGACUUUUGAUCUGUGUUUUCUUCUUUUUAUCUAUUCAUGUAAUUUGUUUGUAUCGUCUUCUAUUCAUUUCUCUUUCUCCACGUUUGAUUCCUUUUCCCCCCUCUUUUUACCAUAUCCUCUACACACGACGUCCCCCCUGUCUCACUCGAGAUACAUGACGGUCCGGAGGACGGAGCCAUUCUGGCCCCCACUGAUGAUUCCGGUCGGCCUAACUCCACUACCCCUAUCACCUCCAAACAAGUUCCCAACCUCUGUUUCGCGGGGAUGUGCCCACUACAAAUCAAACAGCGGGCACGCACUACACUUCCCACCUACCUACUCUUUCUUCAUGUAACAACUAUAUUUGUGUUUUUUUUUUUUUUUUUUCCGUACCUGUAAAAACCUUAUGCACAAUCUCCUUUCUUCCUAUCCUCCUCUCUUCUCUACCUUUUCCAAGUUGAUAUAAAGUUUUUCUGCCAGACUUUUGCUUAUUCUAAUAUUUUCCCCCGCGUUCUGCUAUAUUCCAUAUUCUCCUCUUCUCAGUUUUGUGUUUCAUUUCCUUUUUUCCCUCGUCUACUUGAUGUCUUCGUUGCGUUAAAUAGGUUGUUGCAUUUAUUAUUGUUUUGUUGUGUUUUUAUCUGGUGCAUUCUGGAGUGAAAGAGACAAGAGAAGUUUUCUUAAGUUUAUUUUGUAUUUUGUUUUUUGCAAUCAUGUUUUCCGGAACUUGGGAAAUCGGUGCGUGUUGGGAGCUCGGAUAUAAUUUGACUGGUUCUUCGUUUACUAUAUAUUUCAGAUCGGUCACCUAACUUUCUUUCAUUAACUAGUUAUACAGAAGAAAUUUUUCCAUCUUACGAUUUCCUUUUUCCUUUCUUCUCUCUACUUCUCUUCUUGCUUUGCGAUAUAACUUGAGAAGCUCAUAUGAAUUUAAUAUUUUCUUACUUAUAUUUUCCCUUUCAAAUUGCUCAGAAACAUCGCUCAUAUAUUUCUUUCCCCCUUGUUAUAUGAAUAUUGAUGCCUUCUUACUUUUUUUCGAAUUGAUUGAUGGCGGGAGUACACGUAUCCAUGGUUGAGUAGUAAGUAUAGAGACAGAGCACAGACAGAAAAGAGAAGCCCAAGACGAAGGAAACAAAUCAAGAUUUAUUUUUAAGACUGGUGGAAAUGAAACUGUAGUAUCAGGAAUAUUAGGUAUAGGCUUAUUGAUCAAUAUAUUAGUAUUUCUUGUUCGA
This is a messenger RNA of Blastomyces gilchristii SLH14081, 8244 nucleotides long. Its product is annotated as PSP1 domain-containing protein. The transcript has 6 exons. The record is from RefSeq and is a predicted model, not a curated record. Lineage: Eukaryota; Fungi; Ascomycota; Eurotiomycetes; Onygenales; Ajellomycetaceae. Gene Ontology annotation, cellular component: cytoplasm. Bases 3259 to 5919 code for a protein of 886 amino acids.